Phragmites australis (common reed) is the source of this 3057-nucleotide messenger RNA. Its product is annotated as 1,4-alpha-glucan-branching enzyme, chloroplastic/amyloplastic. The record is from RefSeq and is a predicted model, not a curated record. The transcript has 14 exons. Lineage: Eukaryota; Viridiplantae; Streptophyta; Magnoliopsida; Poales; Poaceae. Gene Ontology annotation, biological process: glycogen biosynthetic process. Gene Ontology annotation, molecular function: cation binding; 1,4-alpha-glucan branching enzyme activity; hydrolase activity, hydrolyzing O-glycosyl compounds. Gene Ontology annotation, cellular component: cytoplasm. Bases 244 to 2637 code for a protein of 797 amino acids.
CCGCCCCCUCCUGCUCGUCCUUGGCUUGUGAGGGUGAGGGUGAGAGUGAGACAGAGGCUGGCAGAGGGAGAAGAAAGGACAGGGGGACAAGGGCCAAGGCAGAAAAAAAUCACGCCUUGAUUGCCGUAGACGCAGCACAGCAGUACAGCACGGCACGGCCGCACGGCACGGGGAGAAGACGCCUCCGGCGCCUGCUAUAAAGCGCGAGGACUGACGAGAUGGGACUCACUCGCUGCCGCCGCGAUGCUGUGCCUCACAUCGUCGUCUUCCUCGCCGACUCCUCUCCCGCCGCCUGGUGAUCGGGCGGCGCACCCAGGGAUCGUGGGUGGCGGCGAUGUGCGCCUGAUUGUGGUGUCUGUCCCGUGUUCGGCUCGCCGGUCGCGCCCGGUCAAGGUCAAGAGCAAAUUUGCCACUGCGGUGACUGUGCAAGAAAAUAAAACUAUGGCAACUGCCAAAGAGGAUGUCGACCGUCUUCCUAUAUACAAGAUAGACCCAAAGUUGGAGGAACUAAACGACCAUUUCAGCUAUCGGAUGAAAAGAUACCUGGACCAGAAACAUUCGAUUGAAAAAAAUGAAGGAAGCCUUGAAGAAUUUUCUAAAGGCUAUUUAAAGUUUGGGAUCAACACAGAUGAUGGUGCAACUGUGUAUCGUGAAUGGGCACCAGCUGCACAGGAAGCACAGCUUGUUGGUGACUUCAAUGAGUGGAAUGGUGCGAAGCACAAGAUGGAGAAGGAUACAUUUGGUGUUUGGUCAAUUAAGAUUCCCCAUGUCAAUGGGAAACCUGCCGUCCCUCACAAUUCCAGGGUUAAAUUUCGCUUGAGACAUGGGGAUGGAGUAUGGGUUGAUCGGAUUCCUGCAUGGAUUCGUUAUGCAACUGUUGAUGCCUCUAAAUUUGGAGCUCCCUACGAUGGUGUUCAUUGGAAUCCUCCAGCUUGUGAAAGGUAUGUGUUUAAGCAUCCUCGACCUCCAAAGCCUGACGCUCCACGUAUCUAUGAAGCUCAUGUGGGGAUGAGUGGUCAAAAGCCAUCAGUAAGCACAUACAGGGAAUUUGCAGACAAUGUGUUACCACGCAUACGAGCAAAUAAUUACAACACAGUUCAGUUGAUGGCAAUUAUGGAACAUUCCUACUAUGCUUCUUUUGGGUAUCAUGUAACAAAUUUCUUCGCAGUUAGUAGCAGAUCAGGCACACCAGAGGACCUCAAAUAUCUUGUUGAUAAGGCACACAGUUUUGGGUUGCAAGUUCUGAUGGAUGUUGUCCACAGCCAUGCAAGUAAUAAUGUAACGGAUGGUUUAAAUGGCUAUGAUGUCGGACAAAGCACUCAAGAGUCCUAUUUUCAUACAGGAGAUAGGGGCUAUCAUAAACUUUGGGAUAGCCGGCUGUUCAACUAUGCUAAUUGGGAAGUCUUGAGGUUUCUUCUUUCUAACCUGAGAUAUUGGAUGGACGAAUUCAUGUUUGAUGGCUUCCGAUUUGAUGGAGUUACAUCAAUGCUGUAUCAUCACCAUGGUGUCAAUAUGGCAUUUACUGGAAACUACAAGGAGUAUUUCAGUUUGGACACUGAUGUGGAUGCAGUUGUUUACAUGAUGCUUGCAAACCAUUUAAUGCAUAAACUCUUGCCAGAAGCAACUGUUGUUGCUGAAGAUGUUUCAGGCAUGCCAGUCCUUUGCCGGCCAGUUCAUGAAGGUGGAGUUGGGUUUGACUAUCGCCUGGCUAUGGCUAUUCCUGAUAGAUGGAUUGACUAUCUAAAGAACAAAGAUGACUCUGAAUGGUCCAUGGGUGAAAUAGCGUAUACUCUGACUAACAGGAGAUAUACUGAAAAAUGCAUUGCAUAUGCUGAGAGCCAUGAUCAGUCUAUUGUUGGCGACAAAACUAUAGCAUUUCUUUUGAUGGAUAAAGAAAUGUACACUGGCAUGUCAGACUUGCAGCCUGCUUCACCAACAAUUAAUCGUGGAAUUGCACUUCAAAAGAUGAUUCACUUCAUCACAAUGGCCCUUGGAGGUGAUGGCUACUUGAAUUUUAUGGGGAAUGAGUUUGGUCACCCAGAAUGGAUUGACUUUCCAAGAGAAGGCAACAAAUGGAGCUAUGAUAAAUGCAGACGUCAGUGGAGCCUUGUGGACACUGAUCACCUGCGGUACAAGUACAUGAACGCAUUUGAUCAAGCAAUGAAUGCGCUCGACGAGAAAUUUUCCUUCCUUUCAUCAUCAAAGCAGAUCGUAAGCGACAUGAACGAGGUGGAAAAGGUUAUUGUCUUCGAACGUGGAGAUUUGGUUUUUGUUUUCAAUUUUCAUCCCAAGAAAACUUAUGAGGGUCACAAAGUUGGAUGCGAUUUGCCUGGGAAAUACAGAGUAGCAUUGGACUCUGAUGCUUUGGUUUUUGGUGGACAUGGACGAGUUGGCCACGACAUUGAUCACUUCACGUCACCUGAAGGAGUACCAGGAGUACCUGAAACAAACUUCAACAACCGCCCUAACUCAUUCAAAGUUCUAUCUCCUCCCCGCACUUGUGUGGCUUACCACCGUGUGGACGAAGAGGCUGAACAGCUUCAGAGGAAAACAGGAACAAGUGCUGAGAAGAUUUCUCCAGAGUUCAUCAAUGUCGAUGCUGCCCCCCGUCAAAACGCCUACCACCAAAGAGUCUGAAGAAUCAACAGACAGGGACGCAACAUCCUGUGGUGAGAGGGGUUGAACCGAAACCGAGGAUGAUUCUGGCAAGAAGGGAAGGAAGUUUGUGUUUGGGUCCUCUGACAAAGACUCCAAGUAAAGCACCGGAUCCUUGAGAGGACUGGCUGGUGGUGCCCUUGUAAUAGUUGUGCUCUAUAGCUCGCAGUGGGCUGGUGGUAUUGUAGCAGUGUAGUUCAACUUCUGGCUUGCCUUACUUGGUUUUGGUUCUUGAGCUGUAGGUCACCGAGUACUGCAUGUAUAGUACUCCAAAAAGAAGAGAGUAAUCAGGGACAGAGGAGCCAUGUCCUUCAUCUGGAUCUUGGCCAUCUAUGGCUAAACGUGCCCAUAAUAUGUAAAGUACAGUUUCUGUGAAAAAUAAAACCCUGGGUUUGUUUGCAA